AGCAGCAGCAGCAGCGUUACUGUGCGAGUGUGGGGGAGCAUGGCCCCCACCCACCGCCUUCUCCUCGUCUUCCUCCUCCUGGUGGCCCUGCAUGCCAGGGCUGCCUGGGCUGCUCCGUGGCGAGCACAGGGAGCAGACGAGGAUGCCGACAAUGGUGCUUCUUGGCUGGAUGUUGAUUUGGAGCCCCUGGAGCACCCUGGAGCUGUGCCUGCGGGCGAAGGCGAUCCCACUUCCCGGCUGGGUUCCAGGAGCGAGGCUCCGGCAGAUCGCGUGGUUACAGAUGUGCCCGUGGGAAGGGCUUUUCCGGCUCCUCAGCUGGAUGCUGUGCCACAGGCCGGUUGGCACCGCAGGGGUCCUCCAAGAGCGCAGUACCACCAAGCUGAGGGAGGAAAAAAGCGCCCGGAGCCAUCUCCACUCCUGAGGAAAAUGCUGGACGAACUGGAGAGACGACACAAGACGGACCGAGAGGCUGUGAAGAAGCUCUUGUUUCCAGACGGAAGCAGCGGCUCCCUGCCAGUCCCUCCCGACGAAGCGCAGGCAACGCAAGGCGCCGGCACGCCAGUGCUGUCAGAGUCCGGAGAAGACCACCAGGCCAGCAGAUUUUUUCCAAGCGGACUCAGGCGCGCCAUGGCAGGUUCCGGAGACUGGCUGGAAGCCGGUGGCCGCCCCUCGCGCCCAGACAGCCGCACCAGCCGGAGCAGCAUUGCCAGCCGCCCCGGCAGCCCUGAGAGCUGGACCGAAAACCAGCAGCCAGGGCUCCUGCCUGGCAAACCGGUGCGCUCAGCGCCCCCACGGCCCCCGCGCCCAGCCUCCACACAGCCAUCAAGCCCGGACAGCACCAUCAGCCAGAGCAGCAUCGCCAGCUGGACCAGCUACCCCAGCAGCCCUGAGAGCGGGACUGAAAGCCAGCAGCCAGCGCUCCUGCCUGGCAAACCGGCGCGCUCGGCCUCCCCACGGUUCCCACAGUCCUCGCACCAGGCGUCCGCACGGCCCUCGCACCAGGCGGCCACACGGCCCUCACAGCAGGCGGCCACACGGCCCUCGCAUGCGGCGUCCACACGAUGUUGCACAAGUGUCCGAGUGGUACCAACAGCAAACCCCGCGAGGCACCAGCCCAGUGCAGCCGUGGUGCAGGCAGGGGCCGGGCACACUGGCUCCUCCAACCAGUGGCGGGGCCACGAUGCGCUGGGGGAGCCCACGGCCACGGCCAGCGACACCAACCUGAGCGCCGCACGGCUGAGGCCGGACGCGUCACGCCAAGGCAGCUGCAAUAAGGGAGAGCUCCUUCGGUCUCGAGUGGCCGGGCUGCUGCUUCUCGCUGGGCCCGAAAUCCCUCGUCUGCGGUUCCCUGUUGUUCUGGGGCCUGCGAGCUCCUCGUACCCCGGUGACAGCGCCCGGAAAACGGCAGAGCUGUGGGCUCAGCCCGUUACAGAUGUGCCCGUGGGAAGGGCUUUUCCGGCUCCUCAGCUGGAUGCUGUGCCACAGGCCGGUUGGCACCGCAGGGGUCCUCCAAGAGCGCAGUACCACCAACCUGAAGGAGGAAAAAAGCGCCCAGAGCCAUCUCCACUCCUGAGGGAGAUGCUGGACGAACUGGAGAGACGACACAAGACGGACCGAGAGGCUGUGAAGAAGCUCUUGUUUCCAGACGGAAGCAGCGGCUCCCUGCCAGUCCCUCCCGACGAAGCGCAGGCAACGCAAGGCGCCGGCACGCCAGUGCUGUCAGAGUCCGGAGAAGACCACCAGGCCAGCAGAUACGAUUUUUUCCAAGCGGACUCAGAUGCGGUCGGAAAGAGAAUCGCAAGUGCUGACCGUCCCCAGAGGACCGCAGGUGUUUUAUGCCCCCAAGAUGUGCGAAGGCGCUGUAUGAUAGGCACAGCAGCAGGCGUGAUUUCCGUGCCAGUUAUCAUAGUGGUCUGCUGCAUCGUGAUCCAUUGGCGGCGGCAGAAGAAAAAAGAGUGAGUCGUUGAUUUAGUUCUCCACACACGCGCGCGCGCACACACACACACACACGCUGCUUGCUUAGGUGGCUGCUCAUAGCCACGAAGCUUUUCUCGCCAGGCUGCUGCGGAGCGGCGAAUUAGUGGUUGGCGAAAAAACUCUGCCGAGGCUUCUGCUGCUGCUGUCGGAUGCUUCAACUUAAUUCCUGGGCGGCCUUCUCAGGAUCUUGCUCUGACUGGAGUUCAGGGCCGCAGCAGCCUCCUCUCUCCACAGGCGCGCCAUGGCAGGUUCCGGAGACUGGCUGGAAGCCGGUGGCCGCCCCUCGCGCCCAGACAGCCGCACCAGCCGGAGCAGCAUUGCCAGCCGCCCCGGCAGCCCUGAGAGCUGGACC
Messenger RNA from Grus americana (Whooping crane), 2329 nucleotides. Its product is annotated as zinc finger CCCH domain-containing protein 18-like. The transcript is spliced from 15 exons. The record is from RefSeq and is a predicted model, not a curated record. The coding region runs from base 40 to 1959 and encodes 639 amino acids. NCBI's taxonomy places the organism in Eukaryota, Metazoa, Chordata, Aves, Gruiformes, Gruidae.